GAUCUACAACUAACAUUGACAAGUUAUUUAUGAUGCGAGGUGACUUGUAGAUCACUCAGCCUCGACUUGCCUUUAAAUUCGUCUGAAAUGUCGAACGCUCCCAUUGUUGCAAGAGGCGAACUCUGGCCGCACAAUACACCAACACUUUCACCAUUCCUGCGUAGACGCUGGCUAAUAAAUAGACAGUGUUUGUGCAUUGCACGGGCUUGAUUGUGGUUGCAUAUCUGUGGAUAGUUUAGCUUCAAGUAUCAGUUUACUUACUUAUUUUACCACCGCAAUGAACAGAGUAAAGGUAGUUUUUGGUCAUUUAUCGCCACCGAACACGUUCAAAACCCACAGCGAUCCUAUUGUCUCCGGGGCAAAAUGUAGUGCUUUAUCCGCCAGUCCAGAUGAUAUAGUGGUGGUCCACGGGCUGAGGACUGCUAUCGGCAAGGCGAAAAAAGGAUCUUUCAAGGACACCACUCCAGACGAGCUGUUGAGUUGUGUGAUGACAGCGGUCCUGGUAGAUGUGGGACUGUCACCUGAGAGACUAGGGGACAUCUGUGUGUGUAAUGUUCUACAGCCUGGGGCAGGUGCUCUCAUGGCCAGAGUGGCUCACUUCCUCAGUGAGUUCCCAGAGACUGUUCCCGUCUACACCGUCAACAGGAUGUGUUCCUCUGGACUACAGGCUCUGUUCAACGUCGCGGGAGCCAUCAGGAGUGGGUCAUAUGAUAUGGGUCUGGCCUGUGGAGUGGAGAGCAUGUCUCUGCGUGACGCUGGGGAACCAGGCGAUGUGAGCUCCAGACUUAUGGACUACGAGAAGGCUAGAGACUGUGUCAUACCUAUGGGCAUCACCUCAGAGAAUGUGGCAGAGCGGUUCGGUGUCUCCAGAGAGAAGCAGGAUGCGUUCGCCUACAGCUCUCAGCAGAAGGCCAGCCAGGCUCAGAAGCAGGGGAUAUUUGACCAGGAGAUCUGCCCAGUAACCACAAAGUUUGUUGACGAGGACGGCUCUGAACGUACGGUUACCGUAACCAAGGACGAUGGGAUCCGGCCCGGGACCACGCUGGCGGGGCUGACCAAACUCAGAGGGGCUUUCAAACCUGACGGCAGCACCACCGCAGGUAACUCCAGCCAGGUGAGUGACGGUGCAGCAGCGGUGCUGGUGGGCAGGAGGUCCGUGGUGGAGUCCCUGUCUCUGCCAAUCCUGGGGGUGCUGAAGGCCAGUGCUGUGGUGGGGGUACCCCCUGACGUCAUGGGUAUCGGACCAGCCUAUGCCAUCCCUGCUGCUCUGCGGCAGGCCGGUCUGACUGUAGCUGAUAUUGACGUGUUUGAGAUCAACGAGGCGUUCGCCAGCCAGGCUGUGUAUUGCGUGGAGAAGCUGGGGAUCCCCCUGGAGAAGGUGAACCCUAACGGAGGAGCCAUCGCCUUGGGUCACCCUCUGGGCUGCACCGGGGCCCGUCAGGUUGUCACCCUGCUCAAUGAACUCAAACGCAGGGGCAGGAGGGCCUAUGGCGUGGUGUCCAUGUGUAUCGGAACAGGGAUGGGAGCUGCAGCAGUGUUUGAGUACCCUGGACCUUAGAGGGAGCUGAUCAAUAAUAAUAUUGAUGAAGGGUUUACACUGUGAUGCUUCUUACACCUUUGACAGAAUCAGCCAUUGAUUAAACGUUGAGGUGUUCCUGACUAUUGAGUACUAACAGUUUGUCAGUUGUGUGAUUCAUCAUGUUUUUGGACUCCAUAUAAAUGACGGCACGAGAACUGACUGGUUAAUCAUUCCGUAGAUUACUGUAUGUUAAUGCCUUGCCAAAGUCUGAUACAUCUUUAAGUGCCUUGCAUUUCAGGAAAGCAAUGCAUUGUGCUUUGAUAUAGCGCUGUACGAAUCAAUCUGUAAAUAUGUGAUUUUGUUUGGAAAUGUUCAAUGUUAGGGGCUGAAAGAGUGAUGGAAUAACAUGGGGUAGAAUAGUUAGGAGAUGGUGAUAUGGAAUAACAUGGGGUAGAAUAGUUAGAUGGUGAUAUGGAAUAACAUGGGGUAGAUUAGUUAGAUGGUGAUAUGGAAUAACAUGGGGUAGAUUAGUUAGAUGGUGAUAUGGAAUAACAUGGGGUAGAAUAGUUAGAUGGUGAUAUGGAAUAACAUGGGGUAGAAUAGUUAGAUGGUGAUAUGGAAUAACAUGGGGUAGAUUAGUUAGAUGGUGAUAUGGAAUAACAUGGGGUAGAAUAGUUAGAUGUUGAUAUGGAAUAACAUGGGGUAGAAUAGUUAGGAGAUGGUGAUAUGGAAUAACAUGGGGUAGAUUAGUUAGAUGGUGAUAUGGAGUAACAUGGGGUAGAAUAGUUAGAUGUUGAUAUGGAAUAACAUGGGGUAGAUUAGUUAGAUGGUGAUAUGGAAUAACAUGGGGUAGAAUAGUUAGAUGUUGAUAUGGAAUAACAUGGGGUAGAAUAGUUAGAUGUUGAUAUGGAAUAACAUGGGGUAGAUUAGUUAGAUGUUGAUAUGGAAUAACAUGGGGUAGAAUAGUUAGAUGUUGAUAUGGAAUAACAUGGGGUAGAAUAGUUAGAUGUUGAUAUGGAAUAACAUGGGGUAGAUUAGUUAGAUGUUGAUAUGGAAUAACAUGGGGUAGAUUAGUUAGAUGUUGAUAUGGAAUAACAUGGGGUAGAAUAGUUAGGAGAUGGUGAUAUGGAAUAACAUGGGGUAGAUUAGUUAGAUGGUGAUAUGGAAUAACAUGGGGUAGAAUAGUUAGAUGGUGAUAUGGAAUAACAUGGGGUAGAAUAGUUAGAUGGUGAUAUGGAAUAACAUGGGGUAGAAUAGUUAGAUGGUGAUAUGGAAUAACAUGGGGUAGAAUAGUUAGAUGGUGAUAUGGAAUAACAUGGGGUAGAAUAGUUAGAUGGUGAUAUGGAAUAACAUGGGGUAGAAUAGUUAGAUGGUGAUAUGGAAUAACAUGGGGUAGAAUAGUUAGAUGGUGAUAUGGAAUAACAUGGGGUAGAUUAGUUAGAUGGUGAUAUGGAAUAACAUGGGGUAGAUUAGUUAGAUGGUGAUAUGGAAUAACAUGGGGUAGAUUAGUUAGAUGGUGAUAUGGAAUAACAUGGGGUAGAUUAGUUAGAUGGUGAUAUGGAAUAACAUGGGGUAGAAUAGUUAGAUGGUGAUAUGGAAUAACAUGGGGUAGAAUAGUUAGAUGGUGAUAUGGAAUAACAUGGGGUAGAUUAGUUAGAUGGUGAUAUGGAAUAACAUGGGGUAGAAUAGUUAGAUGUUGAUAUGGAAUAACAUGGGGUAGAAUAGUUAGGAGAUGGUGAUAUGGAAUAACAUGGGGUAGAACAGUUAGGAGAUGGUGAUAUGGAAUAACAUGGGGUAGAUUAGUUAGAUGUUGAUAUGGAAUAACAUGGGGUAGAUUAGUUAAAUGGUGAUAUGGAAUAACAUGGGGUAGAAUAGUUAGAUGUUGAUAUGGAAUAACAUGGGGUAGAAUAGUUAGAUGUUGAUAUGGAAUAACAUGGGGUAGAUUAGUUAGAUGUUGAUAUGGAAUAACAUGGGGUAGAAUAGUUAGAUGUUGAUAUGGAAUAACAUGGGGUAGAUUAGUUAGAUGUUGAUAUGGAAUAACAUGGGGUAGAAUAGUUAGAUGUUGAUAUGGAAUAACAUGGGGUAGAAUAGUUAGAUGGUGAUAUGGAAUAACAUGGGGUAGAAUAGUUAGAUGUUGAUAUGGAAUAACAUGGGGUAGAAUAGUUAGAUGUUGAUAUGGAAUAACAUGGGGUAGAAUAGUUAGGAGAUGGUGAUAUGGAAUAACAUGGGGUAGAUUAGUUAGAUGGUGAUAUGGAGUAACAUGGGGUAGAAUAGUUAGAUGUUGAUAUGGAAUAACAUGGGGUAGAUUAGUUAGAUGGUGAUAUGGAAUAACAUGGGGUAGAAUAGUUAGAUGUUGAUAUGGAAUAACAUGGGGUAGAAUAGUUAGAUGGUGAUAUGGAAUAACAUGGGGUAGAAUAGUUAGAUGUUGAUAUGGAAUAACAUGGGGUAGAAUAGUUAGAUGUUGAUAUGGAAUAACAUGGGGUAGAUUAGUUAGAUGUUGAUAUGGAAUAACAUGGGGUAGAAUAGUUAGAUGGUGAUAUGGAAUAACAUGGGGUAGAAUAGUUAGAUGGUGAUAUGGAAUAACAUGGGGUAGAAUAGUUAGAUGGUGAUAUGGAAUAACAUGGGGUAGAAUAGUUAGAUGGUGAUAUGGAAUAACAUGGGGUAGAAUAGUUAGAUGGUGAUAUGGAAUAACAUGGGGUAGAAUAGUUAGAUGGUGAUAUGGAAUAACAUGGGGUAGAAUAGUUAGAUGGUGAUAUGGAAUAACAUGGGGUAGAAUAGUUAGAUGGUGAUAUGGAAUAACAUGGGGUAGAUUAGUUAGAUGGUGAUAUGGAAUAACAUGGGAUAUAAUAGUUAGAUGUUGAUAUGGAAUAACAUGGGGUAGAUUAGUUAGGAGAUGGUGAUAUGGAAUAACAUGGGGUAGAAUAGUUAGAUGGUGAUAUGGAAUAACAUGGGGUAGAUUAGUUAGAUGGUGAUAUGGAAUAACAUGGGGUAGAAUAGUUAGGAGAUGGUGAUAUGGAAUAACAUGGGGUAGAUUAGUUAGAUGGUGAUAUGGAAUAACAUGGGGUAGAUUAGUUAGAUGGUGAUAUGGAAUAACAUGGGGUAGAAUAGUUAGAUGGUGAUAUGGAAUAACAUGGUGUAGAUUAGUUAGAUGGUGAUAUGGAAUAACAUGGGGUAGAUUAGUUAGAUGGUGAUAUGGAAUAACAUGGGGUAGAAUAGUUAGGAGAUGGUGAUAUGGAAUAACAUGGGGUAGAUUAGUUAGAUGGUGAUAUGGAGUAACAUGGGGUAGAAUAGUUAGAUGUUGAUAUGGAAUAACAUUGGGUAGAUUAGUUAGAUGGUGAUAUGGAAUAACAUGGGGUAGAUUAGUUAGAUGGUGAUAUGGAGUAACAUGGGGUAGAAUAGUUAGAUGUUGAUAUGGAAUAACAUGGGGUAGAUUAGUUAGAUGGUGAUAUGGAAUAACAUGGGGUAGAAUAGUUAGAUGUUGAUAUGGAAUAACAUGGGGUAGAAUAGUUAGAUGUUGAUAUGGAAUAACAUGGGGUAGAUUAGUUAGAUGUUGAUAUGGAAUAACAUGGGGUAGAAUAGUUAGAUGUUGAUAUGGAAUAACAUGGGGUAGAAUAGUUAGAUGUUGAUAUGGAAUAACAUGGGGUAGAUUAGUUAGAUGUUGAUAUGGAAUAACAUGGGGUAGAUUAGUUAGAUGUUGAUAUGGAAUAACAUGGGGUAGAAUAGUUAGGAGAUGGUGAUAUGGAAUAACAUGGGGUAGAUUAGUUAGAUGGUGAUAUGGAAUAACAUGGGGUAGAAUAGUUAGAUGGUGAUAUGGAAUAACAUGGGGUAGAAUAGUUAGAUGGUGAUAUGGAAUAACAUGGGGUAGAAUAGUUAGAUGGUGAUAUGGAAUAACAUGGGGUAGAAUAGUUAGAUGGUGAUAUGGAAUAACAUGGGGUAGAAUAGUUAGAUGGUGAUAUGGAAUAACAUGGGGUAGAAUAGUUAAAUGGUGAUAUGGAAUAACAUGGGGUAGAAUAGUUAGAUGUUGAUAUGGAAUAACAUGGGGUAGAAUAGUUAGAUGUUGAUAUGGAAUAACAUGGGGUAGAUUAGUUAGAUGUUGAUAUGGAAUAACAUGGGGUAGAAUAGUUAGAUGUUGAUAUGGAAUAACAUGGGGUAGAUUAGUUAGAUGUUGAUAUGGAAUAACAUGGGGUAGAAUAGUUAGAUGUUGAUAUGGAAUAACAUGGGGUAGAAUAGUUAGAUGGUGAUAUGGAAUAACAUGGGGUAGAAUAGUUAGAUGUUGAUAUGGAAUAACAUGGGGUAGAAUAGUUAGGAGAUGGUGAUAUGGAAUAACAUGGGGUAGAAUAGUUAGGAGAUGGUGAUAUGGAAUAACAUGGGGUAGAUUAGUUAGAUGGUGAUAUGGAGUAACAUGGGGUAGAAUAGUUAGAUGUUGAUAUGGAAUAACAUGGGGUAGAUUAGUUAGAUGGUGAUAUGGAAUAACAUGGGGUAGAAUAGUUAGAUGUUGAUAUGGAAUAACAUGGGGUAGAAUAGUUAGAUGGUGAUAUGGAAUAACAUGGGGUAGAAUAGUUAGAUGUUGAUAUGGAAUAACAUGGGGUAGAAUAGUUAGAUGUUGAUAUGGAAUAACAUGGGGUAGAUUAGUUAGAUGUUGAUAUGGAAUAACAUGGGGUAGAAUAGUUAGAUGUUGAUAUGGAAUAACAUGGGGUAGAUUAGUUAGAUGUUGAUAUGGAAUAACAUGGGGUAGAUUAGUUAGAUGUUGAUAUGGAAUAACAUGGGGUAGAAUAGUUAGGAGAUGGUGAUAUGGAAUAACAUGGGGUAGAUUAGUUAGAUGGUGAUAUGGAAUAACAUGGGGUAGAUUAGUUAGAUGGUGAUAUGGAAUAACAUGGGGUAGAAUAGUUAGAUGGUGAUAUGGAAUAACAUGGGGUAGAAUAGUUAGAUGGUGAUAUGGAAUAACAUGGGGUAGAAUAGUUAGAUGGUGAUAUGGAAUAACAUGGGGUAGAAUAGUUAGAUGGUGAUAUGGAAUAACAUGGGGUAGAAUAGUUAGAUGGUGAUAUGGAAUAACAUGGGGUAGAAUAGUUAGAUGGUGAUAUGGAAUAACAUGGGGUAGAAUAGUUAGAUGGUGAUAUGGAAUAACAUGGGGUAGAAUAGUUAGAUGGUGAUAUGGAAUAACAUGGGGUAGAAUAGUUAGAUGGUGAUAUGGAAUAACAUGGGGUAGAAUAGUUAGAUGGUGAUAUGGAAUAACAUGGGGUAGAUUAGUUAGAUGGUGAUAUGGAAUAACAUGGGAUAUAAUAGUUAGAUGUUGAUAUGGAAUAACAUGGGGUAGAUUAGUUAGGAGAUGGUGAUAUGGAAUAACAUGGGGUAGAAUAGUUAGAUGGUGAUAUGGAAUAACAUGGGGUAGAUUAGUUAGAUGGUGAUAUGGAAUAACAUGGGGUAGAAUAGUUAGGAGAUGGUGAUAUGGAAUAACAUGGGGUAGAUUAGUUAGAUGGUGAUAUGGAAUAACAUGGGGUAGAUUAGUUAGAUGGUGAUAUGGAAUAACAUGGGGUAGAAUAGUUAGAUGGUGAUAUGGAAUAACAUGGUGUAGAUUAGUUAGAUGGUGAUAUGGAAUAACAUGGGGUAGAUUAGUUAGAUGGUGAUAUGGAAUAACAUGGGGUAGAAUAGUUAGGAGAUGGUGAUAUGGAAUAACAUGGGGUAGAUUAGUUAGAUGGUGAUAUGGAGUAACAUGGGGUAGAAUAGUUAGAUGUUGAUAUGGAAUAACAUUGGGUAGAUUAGUUAGAUGGUGAUAUGGAAUAACAUGGGGUAGAAUAGUUAGAUGUUGAUAUGGAAUAACAUGGGGUAGAAUAGUUAGAUGUUGAUAUGGAAUAACAUGGGGUAGAUUAGUUAGAUGUUGAUAUGGAAUAACAUGGGGUAGAAUAGUUAGAUGUUGAUAUGGAAUAACAUGGGGUAGAUUAGUUAGAUGGUGAUAUGGAAUAACAUGGGGUAGAAUAGUUAGAUGGUGAUAUGGAAUAACAUGGGGUAGAUUAGUUAGAUGGUGAUAUGGAAUAACAUGGGGUAGAAUAGUUAGAUGGUGAUAUGGAAUAACAUGGGGUAGAUUAGUUAGAUGGUGAUAUGGAAUAACAUGGGAUAGAAUAGUUAGAUGUUGAUAUGGAAUAACAUGGGGUAGAUUAGUUAGGAGAUGGUGAUAUGGAAUAACAUGGGGUAGAAUAGUUAGAUGGUGAUAUGGAAUAACAUGGGGUAGAAUAGUUAGAUGUUGAUAUGGAAUAACAUGGGGUAGAAUAGUUAGGAGAUGGUGAUAUGGAAUAACAUGGGGUAGAUUAGUUAGAUGGUGAUAUGGAAUAACAUGGGGUAGAAUAGUUAGAUGGUGAUAUGGAAUAACAUGGGGUAGAAUAGUUAAGAGAUGGUGAUAUGGAAUAACAUGGGGUAGAAUAGUUAGAUGUUGAUAUGGAAUAACAUGGGGUAGAAUAGUUAGAUGUUGAUAUGGAAUAACAUGGGGUAGAAUAGUUAGAUGGUGAUAUGGAAUAACAUGGGGUAGAAUAGUUAGAUGGUGAUAUGGAAUAACAUGGGGUAGAAUAGUUAGAUGUUGAUAUGGAAUAACAUGGGGUAGAUUAGUUAGAUGGUAAUAUGGAAUAACAUGGGGUAGAAUAGUUAGAUGGUGAUAUGGAAUAACAUGGGGUAGAUUAGUUAGGAGAUGGUGAUAUGGAAUAACAUGGGGUAGAUUAGUUAGAUGGUGAUAUGGAAUAACAUGGGGUAGAUUAGUUAAGCACUAUUUGCACUGUAUUACUAGAGAACAUUGGUUAUGUAAUUAUUACUAUAGAAUGUCCGUUAUCCCAGAGGAUGACUGGGAUGGGAUUCAUUUUCCCAAAUUGACCACUGUAAUUCUUACUUUUUUAAAAUAAAUUCACAGUUAUGACAGAA
Oncorhynchus keta (chum salmon) is the source of this 8422-nucleotide messenger RNA. It is a transcript of the gene acaa1, whose product is annotated as acetyl-CoA acyltransferase 1. NCBI's taxonomy places the organism in Eukaryota, Metazoa, Chordata, Actinopteri, Salmoniformes, Salmonidae. Gene Ontology annotation, biological process: fatty acid beta-oxidation; phenylacetate catabolic process. The record is from RefSeq and is a predicted model, not a curated record. Gene Ontology annotation, molecular function: acetyl-CoA C-acyltransferase activity. Gene Ontology annotation, cellular component: peroxisome. Bases 278 to 1558 code for a protein of 426 amino acids. The transcript has 12 exons.